AUGUACGCAGAGUUCCGGGGGUUUCACACUAAAGACAAGUACGGACCAGAACAGAGCAGCAACUACAUCAAGUCAUUGGCUAAACUGGCUUUUAAGCAGCUGCUAAAGGGAAACUUGAUCUUCUAUGAGGAAGAUGUGAAAGAGAGCGGCAUCGAUGUCAGAGGAGCCUCAGUGUGUUCAGGAGUGUUCACAGAGAUCUUUAAACAGGAGCGAGGGAGGAAAACCAAGGACAAGAUGUUCAGCUUUGUUCAUCUGAGCCUUCAGGAGUUUCUGGCUGCUGUUCACAUGUUGCUCUGUUACACCAACGGGAAGAUGGAGGAACUGGAGAACUUCCUGAAAGAAUCCAAACACAACAAAUCAAUUCUUAAAAAAGUAAAAGUGGUGUUUGGAAAUAAAAGAGCUGAGCUUCAUUCUGAAGUUUUCUCAUCUCUGGAUGUUGUCCUGAGUAGAACCAUGUUUAAAUCCCUUCUCAGUCCAAAUGGCCACAUGGACCUGUUUGUUCGCUUCCUUCAUGGCCUCUGUCUGGAGUCCAACCAGAGAAUCUUAGGAGGUUUGUUGGGUCACACAAAGAACAGUCCAGAAACCAUCCAGACAAUCAUCAACAACCUGAAGUGGAUCAACAGUGAUAGAAUCUCUCCAGACAGAAGCAUCAACAUCUUCCACUGUCUGAUGGAGAUGAACGACCACUCAGUCCAUCAGCAGAUCCAAGAGUUCCUGAAGUCAAAAAACAGUUUAGAGAAGGAACUCUCCUUGAUCCAGUGCUCAGCUUUGGCCUACAUGCUGCAGAUGUCAGAGGAGGUUCUGGAUGAGUUGGACUUGAGGAAGUACAACGCAUCACUGGAGGGACGACAGAGACUGAUUCCAGCUGUGAGGAACUGCAGAAAGGCUCAACUUUCUUGGUGUGGACUCACAAAGACUCACUGUGAAGUUGUGGCCUCAGCUCUGAAGUCCGACCCGUCACAUCUGACACAUCUGGACCUGAGCUUCAACAACCUGCAGGACUCAGUGAAGGUUCUGUGUGCUGGACUGGAGAGUCCUCACUGUCGACUGGAGACUCUGAGACUGAGUGGCUGCAGGUUGUCAGAGAUCAGCUGUGAUUCUCUGGUCUCAGCUCUGAAGUCCAACCCGUCACAUCUGACACAACUGGACCUGAGUAGAAACAACCUUCAGGAUUCAGGAGUGAAGCGUCUGUGUGGUUUUCUGGAGAGACGUUACUGUCGACUGGAGACUCUGAGAUUGAAUCGCUGCAGUUUGUCAGAGAUCAGCUGUGAUUCUCUGGUCUCAGCUCUGAAGUCCAACCCGUCACAUCUGACACAACUGGACCUGAGCUACAACAAGCUGCAGGAUUCAGGAGUGAAGCGUCUGUGUGGUUUUCUGGAGAGUCGUCACUGUCGACUGGAGACUCUGAGAUUGAUUGGCUGCAGUUUGUCAGAGAUCAGCUGUGAUUCUCUGGUCUCAGCUCUGAAGUCCAACCCGUCACAUUUAAUACAACUGGACCUGAGAGAGAACAACCUGCAGGAUUCAUCAGUGAAGGCUCUUCGUGACCUGGUGCAGAGUCCAGACUGUGGACUGCAGACUCUGAGCUGGAGAUGAUCCAGAUGUAGAAGCAGCAGCAGUGUGUGUGUGGAGGUUCUGACUGGUCCAUGUUACUGGGAGCAGAGCUUCAUCCACAACUGACUGACGGUGGAACCAGAACCAGUAGACACGACUCUCAGUGUGAACUGAUCUGAGACCAGCUGCUCUGUGUCCAGUCCAUCAGGAUCAUGGGGGAAAUAAAGUGUGUGGUGCAGUAGUUAGAUAUCGGGGACAGUGUUGGCUGUAAUUCUUAUUGUUAAAAAAAAACCUCAUGUAUUUUUAUGUAUAAUUUACUACCUCAUUUGAAUGUUUGUAUAAACAGUGUUUUCACACAUUUAUGCUCUAGUGUUGUAAUAAGUAGACGUUCUGGUCACAGACAGAUUGUUUAUAAAGCAUCUUUCCUGUAUAA
Molecule: messenger RNA, 1984 nt
Organism: Betta splendens (Siamese fighting fish)
Lineage: Eukaryota; Metazoa; Chordata; Actinopteri; Anabantiformes; Osphronemidae
Product: NACHT, LRR and PYD domains-containing protein 12-like
Exons: 6
Coding region: 1-1593 (530 amino acids)
Molecular function (GO): protein binding
Source: RefSeq, a predicted model, not a curated record